Molecule: messenger RNA, 1292 nt
Organism: Molossus molossus (Pallas's mastiff bat)
Lineage: Eukaryota; Metazoa; Chordata; Mammalia; Chiroptera; Molossidae
Gene: HEXIM2
Product: HEXIM P-TEFb complex subunit 2
Exons: 3
Coding region: 257-1069 (270 amino acids)
Biological process (GO): negative regulation of cyclin-dependent protein serine/threonine kinase activity; negative regulation of transcription by RNA polymerase II
Cellular component (GO): cytoplasm; nucleoplasm; nucleus
Molecular function (GO): cyclin-dependent protein serine/threonine kinase inhibitor activity; 7SK snRNA binding
Source: RefSeq, a predicted model, not a curated record
GUUCCCUCCCCCCAACCUUAAUGCCUGAGCGGCUUGACCAGAGAGAGCUGCUGCAACUGCAGCAAGACGUAGGGCUGAGGCGUUGGGGAUUGCAGAGACAGACGAUUGCACAAAGACACACAGAUAUAGUCGUGUGCAUAGCCCUUGACAACAAAUAGCAGGUGUCACUAGUUAAAGGCAUCUGCUGAGAGAUUUGGAACAGAAGAAGGUGGCCACUCUGAACCAGACCAACUGUAAUACAGAGUGAUCAGCAGCCAUGGAGGAGGCCAAGACCUCUGGCUCUUCUGGGAGCCCAGAAACACCUCCUGAGCCUCAUGACCCUGGCGAUUCCCUGCCCCUAACACCCCGGAUGGAGAGCCACUCAGAGGAGGAAGAUCCUUCUGGGGCUGGUGGUGGCCUGGGCUGGAAUGGUAGGGGUCCCCGUACCCAGAGCCCAAGGGGCAACUCAGUGGAGGCAGUGCUGGGCCGGAGGAAGCACCGCCGGAGGCCUUCAAAGCGCAAGAGGCACUGGCGGCCCUACCUAGAGCUGAGCUGGGAUGAGAAGCAACAGCGGGAUGAGAGGCAGAGCCAGAGGGCCUCCCGGGUCCGAGAGGAGAUGUUCGCCAAGGGCCAGGCUGUGGCGCCCUACAACACCACCCAGUUCCUGAUGAAUGACCGAAACCCAGAGGAGCCUGACCUGGAUGUGCCCCAUGGGGCCCCCCAUCCAGGGUCCAGUGGGGAGAGUGAGGCAGGAGACAGCAGUGGCGGGCAGGGCCAAGCUCCUGGUGAGUUCCAGCAGAGGGAUUUCUCAGAGGCCUAUGAGCGCUACCACACAGAGAGCCUGCAGGGCCGCAGCAAGCAGGAGUUGGUGCAGGACUACCUAGAUCUGGAGCGGAGGCUGUCGCAGGCUGAGGAGGAGACCAGGAGGCUGCAGCAACUGCAAGGGCGCACCAGCCAGCAGUCCUGUCGCCAGGUUGAGGAGCUGGCUGCUGAGGUAGAGAGGCUCCGGACAGAGAACCAGCGGCUUCGGCAGGAAAAUGAGAUGUGGAACCGAGAGGGCAGCCUUGGCAAUGGGGAGCCGGGCACCUAGGGAUGCCCCCAACCAAGUUAACCCAAGGAGACAGUUCCAUUUCAUAUAUAUUUAGGCCAGCUGAGUCUCAAGGAGGCAGGUGGCAGGUAGCAGAUGAAAACCAUUCUCAGCACCCCUGCAUCCCCUGAGAACAGCUUGAUGUCCACCUUGUCAUUUCCACAAUUUGUUCUUUAAUGUCAUCUUAUUUUUCACAGAGAAAAUAAAUGGUUUUGGUGAAAUCAAA